AUGCCACUAGCCAACGCCGUGCUGAGGAGUAGGAAUGGAGGAAGAGGCAAGAUUGCUGCUGCUGUUGAGCUCCUGCUAAAUGCAGUCAGGAGCAACGGUUGUGGCAACAAGAAGAAGAAGUGGAAGCCUGUGGCACAAUUACAGUGCUAUAAGUGCCAAAAGCUGGGACAUAUAGCCAGGGAAUGCGACGGCAUGGUUGCGUGUGUUAAGUGCAGGCAACCGCACGACACACGGAACUGCACCAAACCAAGAGGUACUGCAGCAGCGUGCAUAAAUUGCGGGGGCUCGCACGCCGCAAACGCAAGCAGCUGCAGCUAUCUGAAGAUGUGGAAGCAGUGUAAGUUGGCCACCACAUACGUAGAGGUGGCCCAACAUGAAGAGAAGGUGGACACCCUGCCCUCCGACCUUAGUAGGGAAAGCGGGCUGUGCCACCAAGAUGACGUGGACGCCUUCCGCCAAGCGCUGCAGGAAGCCAACGAGGACACAAUCACCGUGCUCAAAUCUGCCAUGGCAGAGGGAGAGUGGCCCUGA
Schistocerca serialis cubense is the source of this 531-nucleotide messenger RNA. RefSeq lists its product as uncharacterized. NCBI's taxonomy places the organism in Eukaryota, Metazoa, Arthropoda, Insecta, Orthoptera, Acrididae. The coding region runs from base 1 to 531 and encodes 176 amino acids. Gene Ontology annotation, molecular function: zinc ion binding; nucleic acid binding. The record is from RefSeq and is a predicted model, not a curated record. The transcript has a single exon.